GGCCAGCUAAGUAAUAUACAAUGUCCGAUCCAAAGAAGCCGGCGUCGCCUGAUGGCGACGCGCGGCAGCGCGGCGCUCCCUCUCCAUUGGUGCUAACCUUGGUUGGCCUAGGCGUCGCGGGCGCAUGUGUUGCAGCAGGCGUAAUUGGCAAAAAGCUGUCAAAGCCCAAACCUAAGAGCCAUUCCUCCAGGAAAAAAGUCGUGGCGCGGUCCUCGUCCGGCCGUUCUGGCUCCGGCAUGGCGCCCUCAGCCACACCGAGGAAGCAGACCUCUCCUACGCGGCGGUCCUCUGGCUCCCCAGGCAGCGCGGCAGCCACCUCCCCAGCAACCGGCUCCCCUCAGGCAGCCGCAGCCGCCACUGCCCCCGCAGCAGCGGCAGCAGCUGCUGCCCCCGCCGCCACCACAGCCCGGGCCGCCACUGCCGCAGCCCGCCCGGCCCCGGCUACUGCUUCCUCUGCUGCCCCUCCAGCCAAGACGGCCCCUGCCGCCAAGCCCGCCGCACCGGCCCCCGCUACGCAGCCCGCUGCAGCCGCGGUGAGUGCCCCCAGCGCCCCCGCAGCAGCAGCAGCGGCAGCAGCGGCACCGGCCCCCAAGCAGGAGCCCGCAGCCGCCCCUGCACCCGCACCCAAGGCAGCAGCAGCCGCCCCCGCACCCACAGCCCCCCCUGCCCCCGCAGCGGCUCCUCAGGUUGCCGCCGCCCCCGCAGCGGUGGCUCCCCAGCUGCCCCCCCAGAAGCAGGAGCAGCCCCAGCCCGCCGCAGCCCCCAAGCAGGAGGCCGCAGCAGGCCCCCAGCCGGCGGCCCCUGCGGCCCCGGAGGCUGCUGCUGCGGCCCCACCUGCCAGCACCGCCGCAGCAGCGCAACCGCAGCAGCAGCAGCAGGUGGAGAAGGGUGAGCAGGCUAAGGUCCAAGAUGAGAAGCCGGCAGUCAACGGCCCCGCAGCAGCAGCGGAUGCUGCUGCCCCCGUUGUCACUGCUGCCGCCACACCCGCGGAGGCGGCAACACCGGCCGCCGCAGAGCAGCAGCAGCAGCAGGCGGAGGAGGAGGCGGCUGCACCCGCCGCGCCCAGCAGCGCACCUCUGCCGCAGGAAGCCGCCAUGCCGGCGCCGGAGGCAGCUGCUGCUGCUGCUGCAGGGGCAGGUGCGCCCCCAGCCGCGCAGGCGGAUGUGGACCUUGUGAAGUCGGCUCUGGAGGUGCAGGUGCAGGGAGAGGGGGAGGGGGAGGCUAGUGGCUCGUCCGCUGCCACCACCACCGCCACCACUACCGCCGAGGCUGCCGGCGAGGUGGAGGAGGCGGAGGAGGGUCCCCGCAGCGAGUCCGAGCUGCAGGCGGAGGGGCUGCUGCUGGCCAGCACCACCGCGUGGAACGGGCAGGGCAACAAGGCGCAGGGGGUGAAGCUGGCGCGGAGGGCGCUGGAGGUGCUGCAGGGGGGGCCGCACAGACCCAAGUUCCGCUGCGAGGCGGCCUCCUCGCUGGCCGACAUGCUGUACGCGCUGGGUCGGCUGGAGGAGGCGCUGGGGGCGGUGGCGGAGGCGGAGGCGGCGGCGCGGGAGGCGCGCGACUGGGGCAUGGUUGUGAAGCUGAGCAACAACAUGGGCGCGCUGUACAAGAAGCUGGGGAGGCCUGCCGAGGCGGAGGCGCUGCACCGCUCCUGCUACUCGCUGGCGGCUGCCGAGCUGGGUCCGGGGCACCCGCUAGCGCUGCUGGCGCGGAGCAACCUCACGGAGACGCUGAGUCUGCGGCGGCAGGGGGGCAGCGGCGGGGGGGCGGGGGAGGCGGCGGAGGGGGAGAGCGAGGAGGAUGUGGCCGCGAGGGAGGAGGCGCGGCAGCUGCUGCAGACCGCCCUAGCCCAGCUGGAGGCCGAGGAGGCGAUGCAGCGGGAGACGCUGCAGCAGCAAACCACCUCCGCCCCUGCUGCUGCCACCACCGCUACCUCCCCCGACGCCCCCGACCCCUCCCCCGCUGCCGAGGAGAGCCCCGCUGCGGCGCUGCUGCGGCGCACGCGCACCGCCAUCAUCCGCACGCACAUCGAGCUGGGGCGGCUGGAGAUGGUGGCGGGGCAGGACCCGGGUGCCGCGGAGGGGGCGUACCGGCGGGCGCUGCAGCUGAGCAACGAGGUGUACGGGGAGGAGUCGCGGGAGAGCGGCGGACCGGCGUUCAGCCUGGCCAACUGCCUGAGGGCCAUCGGGAAGAAGGACGAGGCCCGGCAGCAGUACGAGCGGCUGUAUGAGCAGCUGGUGCAGCGGGGGGCGAUGGGCGAGGAGACCGCAGUACACCUGGCCCGCGCGUUAGCGGACCUGCAUGAGGAGUUGGGCGACUGGGCCGCUGUGGACAAGUACUCCUCCUCCGCGCUGCUCUCCAUGACUCAGCUGAUCGGCACCUCCGCGCACCCGGUGCUGGAGUCCUUCUACCAGGCCGCAUGCAGGGCCAAGGCGCACAACGGGGACACGGCGGGUGCGGAGGCGCUCAAGCGGCAGUUCCUGACGGCCAUGCUGCGGCUGAGCCAGCAGCAGCACGC
Molecule: messenger RNA, 2515 nt
Organism: Astrephomene gubernaculifera
Lineage: Eukaryota; Viridiplantae; Chlorophyta; Chlorophyceae; Chlamydomonadales; Astrephomenaceae
Source: the annotation of a GenBank genome assembly